Molecule: messenger RNA, 8526 nt
Organism: Dendroctonus ponderosae (mountain pine beetle)
Lineage: Eukaryota; Metazoa; Arthropoda; Insecta; Coleoptera; Curculionidae
Product: pecanex-like protein 1
Exons: 33
Coding region: 279-7268 (2329 amino acids)
Biological process (GO): endoplasmic reticulum organization
Cellular component (GO): membrane; endoplasmic reticulum
Source: RefSeq, a predicted model, not a curated record
UAGAGAAGAACAACUGAUUAGUGUCAAAUUUGUCGAAUUUUGUAAGCAAUUUAUUUCCAAUUUGUUUUGAUUUAAAAUGAAAAGCCCCAUUUAAAAACCAUACAACGGAUAAGAAAAUUGGAAUUAAAGAUCGACAGGCAAUGUCACAGAGUGAGCUGGUUUAGAAGUAAAGAAACAUAUUCGAGUGACUGGAGAAAAUUAUACUUUAUGGGGUUUUGGUUGAGAAAGGGGCUAUGUGAAGACAGUGAGGAGCCCAGCUUGAUGACCAGCUGUUUAUAAUGUGGGAAGAACAAUCAAUGGGGUCCCAAACUCUGGAAAUCAUCCGGCAAGGGGUUUGGGCUUCGGUGACGGGGGGCUGGUUUUACGACCCCAGCCAGAACCUUUUCUGCAACACUUUCCACUUGUAUAUUUAUUUAUUUUUGCUGUGUCUCCCAUUUACUUGCCAUGUGUACUUUCCACCAGAUAGGAGCAUAUGGUACGUGUACUGCUGCCUUAUAGCAUUAGCCCUAGGCGGGCUUAAGCUCGGUAACUAUUUUCUACACUAUGUCUAUGAUACAACCGAGUGUAUAACAGAGACUGUGGAUGAAACUGAUCCAGACAACGCAAAAAGUAUCAUUUGCAGGUCUGAAGAGGCAAUAGAAAUGCAGGAUCUUUCUACAAAGAAUAAAGGCGAAGAGGCUACAGGCUUGGCUACUUUAGUUUCGUUGUCUGAGAAUAGGGCUCGCCCCAGCACUGAUAGCCUGGAGUCAUCUGAACAGCCUGAAGGAGCUGUUGGGGGCCCCAGAAAUGUGUCCCGAAUAGAUUCAUUCGAAGUGGAAGUUCACAGGAAUAAUUCCACUGCCAGCAGUGAGUCAAAUGAGCCAAGACUAGAUGAGCCAGUCACAAUGCCCCCUAUUCUAAAUCGCGAGCGAAAGUUGCGUAAAUCCAGACCUGCAAGACCGAAGACUGAAGCGCAAGUUUCUGUCGAUGUUAUUAACGAGAGGGACGUUUCAGGGCUUGCGCGACUGGAGCCUCAAGGAAGUGCAGAAUCCCAAGAGAAAAGCAGUGAGUUGGUUUUGCAACAACGGCCUUCUUUGCAUAGUGUUGAUUCUGAGCAAGAAUCCACCGCGAUUAAUGAAGAAAGCAGCGGUAGAAGACAUUCCAACUUUACAAAUAGCAGUCUGAACUAUCUCCCUAUUGCUAUUCAGACCGACAUUAAACCGACUGGUAGUUUAGAGCUCGGCUACAUAGACAAGAACCCAAAUCAAGCACUGAAUUUCGAAGGCUUUUACUUCAAACCUAAGAACAGGGACGCCAGGCACUUUAGGUCGGCUGCUCUUGAAACCUGCAGUCCUCCUCCCACUAUUCCUGCCAACACCAAUAGCUUAGAGGUGAUCGGAUGUAAGAAUAAUAAAAAUCCUCUUCCUCCUCCUAGCACCAGUUUAACGCGAAAUCAGCACCUAAAUUUGUGUCAAUAUUUUGGUUCCGAGAUAGUUUAUCCAAUAGCUGAGCAGUCUGAUGAACAUCAAACUUCGCAUGGACCGGAUACGGACAUUGAUUCGCUGGCUCAUGGAUCUGAAUCGGAGUUCGAAGAAGUCAAUCAAGGGAGCCAUUCGCCGCUCAUUUACGAGAAGUUUGGAACCCAGAAAAAAGUGCCUUAUGCGAUCGCCGCCAAAACAACCGUAGAACACGAGGCCGCUUCCGCUAAAAAUAUUUGGACUGAUCUUGAGCACUCGAAUUCGAGUGUUACUGAAGAGUCGCCAGCUCAAGAUGCUCAGACUUCGGCUGAGUGCGCGACCGACAACGACCUAAGUGACAAAAAACUCAGCGAGUGCUCGAAUUUGUCGUGCUGUAGCGACGAUUUUCAGGAGAGCAUGAAACAGAAAAUGGCCGAAUUGACUUUGAGUGAUUUUGGCGAAGAAGAAGGCGCAGUUGGGGGCGAAAUCGAAGCUUUGCCCAAAAAAACCGGCAUGACCAAACGAGAAUCCACUGUUCAUGAUUGUGGUUUGGACAGAGACCCAAGUGCGUCGAAUUUGCAGUGCCAGCACACACCUGCACGAAGCAUAGUAAGAAAAAAGAACGUAAAAAAAUACAAGAGAAGAAAAAGCGACACAACAGCUCCCAGAAGCGGAAAUAGCUCGUCCCUGGCUCACUUAGACUUGGAUUGGCUAUUUGAAGAGGAUGCUGCCUCAGGAAGCAACCGAUUAAGUCAUCGAAAAGAACCUUUAAAAAAAGACAACGAAUGGUCGAGUACCACCACAGUAUCUUUGGAGCAGGACGUAAGCAAAGUGUUGCAGGACACUGUACCAGCCGUCCGGAGCUUAGGCGCUAUCCCGAAAAAGCUAUCUAGUCAUCAUCCAAGGGAAAUCGAACGGAAAACUCCGAAAAGCGAGUCGGAGAAAUGCAGAGCGUGUAGCAGAUGCAAGUUUGAUGCCGAGAAAGCAAAGUCAUCAAAGGAAAACAAAGUCACUCAGACGGGCCUGAUCAGAGACAGUCCUAGUUCCAGUUUCGAGGAUAUCGAUGCUCCGUUGGAUUUGCCUAUUAAAAGGGCCACUGGAGGGGCAAUUAAGAAAGAGAUUUCAAAACAACCACCAACUAAGAGUGAAGAGACUUCGUCCAGUGGCUCCAACAAUGAACUGAGCACGCUUCUGCCUCCUGCUCCGCCUCUACUUUCAGCAUUUCUCAAUCCUAGAAGGGAUUUGCUCACUGCGAGCUGGGUUUCCGAAAACUCACCCAGAUCCAGCCAACGGAAUCGUUUGAGAAGAGCAAGAACCGGAGUGAAAAGAUCGAUUGUUGUAAAAAAAGAAAACGCAAUUUCGAGUUCGUUAUCGUCCGGACAUGGUACUCAUACGGCGAAGAAUUUCAACGACACUACUGAUGGAGCUGUUCAUUGUUUUUUGGAUGAACAUGGCAAUUGGAUUACCUACACUUUUGAUGAGAAAGGUGAAAUAACUGCAGCUAGCAAUGACCAGCAACUGGCGGCGGUCAAUUCAGAAAAGCGUCCAAGGCAAAGAAGAACUGGCCUAGACAAUAGCAACAAACCUCUCCCUAGUAACAUGUGGGACAGCGCUGAUAGCAUUGAAAUCAGCUCCAUUUCCACCAUCACGGGGUCCAGAAAUAACAGCAGGCCGAGUAUUGGACAGGAAAGUGUUCAAUUACGGGAAACCAGGCAAGAUUAUCGCGAUAAUGCGGUGAGAAAUCACUUCAGACACGCUCAAAAUUGGGAGGCGCUGCCUCGUCGAAGACAUACCACGCCUCAGGAGGAUGGCACUCUGUCCGCUCUACGGGACAUUGCGACUGCUGCCAAUCCGGAUAAUCCAGAGAUCAUCAUGUUGGGCACUCGGGAAGGUGGUAGUGGCUCUCCUACGAGGACACAGUUGAGGUUUAUUAAAGUGAGCAGCCAGGAGAAUCGAGUGCGGACUAAAAGCUACUACAAAGUGAAAUUGUUGCCGUGGCGCUUGACCAUGGACCGUCUCGGCCUUUUGGCCAUGCUGGAUCGGAACUUGACCAUGCUAGAAACGUGUUUAUCUGUGAUUUUAGGCGUACUGGUGUCCGUUCUAGGCGCUGCACUUUUGCAUUUAGAAUUUUAUAAAGACGCUUUGGCGUUUGUUUUUUGCAUGGUAAUCGCUAGCGCGCAAUAUUCCUUGCUGAAGAGCGUGCAGCCGGAUGCUGCAUCGCCCACCCACGGAUUUAACAGGGUUAUUGCCUAUUCCAGGCCCGUAUACUUUUGCCUAUUUUCUUCUCUAGUCAUUGUUUUGCACUUCAGUGUUACCAGCCCUGAUCAAACGUACCUGCUGGCGGCCAGGGACUUUCUGGCCGUCUACAUCCUGUUUUUCCCGUUACUAUUUUCGUUCGGCUUAUUUCCGCAAAUCAACACCUUUGUAAUGUAUUUCCUCGAACAAGUCGAUAUACAUGUGUUUGGCGGCAAUGCCAUGUGCAACCUUGUUGGUUCGUUCUACUGCAUAUUCCGCUCACUGUUGGCCAUCGUAGUGCUCCACGGAUUUGCUUAUGGCGGAUUGAGCGAACAGAAAAGCUCGCAACAUAUGCUGUUCUCUAUAUUUUUGGCUUGCUUGGUCAGCGUCUGUUACCACUUGAGCCGAGAGACUUCGGAUCCCGUCAACAUCUUCAAUCUGGUGAAAAAACAUUUGUGGCUGCCGCAACUGCAGCAGGAUCAGCCAAACACCAACAAGCCAGAUAAUAUUGAGGCGCCCCAAGCGGAAGAAGCUAGCAAAGAUAAAACCACGACGUUCCGUAAGGAUGAUCAUGUUGAUCCUCUACCGCAAAAACUGCAGGACACUGUUAAUGCUCGUUUGAAAAACGAUCUAAUCCUCUGCUUACUCAUAGGUAUAGGAGUAUUUUCUCUUCACGCUAGUACAGUUUUCCUGGUUCUUCAGCCCGAGCUCUGUCCCGUAUUGUGGUCGAUAGCAGCUGGAACAGGUCUAGUGCUGCAUUAUGUUGUUCCUCAGCUUCGCAAGCAGCUGCCAUGGAGUUGCAUUGCUAGGCCGAUGCUUCGCUGCCAUGAGUACGCGCAAUAUCAAAUCAGAGGACCGGCGAGAAUUAUGUGGUAUGAAACUGCUUAUGUGUACUUGUGUUUUUUCGAAAAAAACAUCCUGUACCCCUUGAUAUGCGUGUCGGUUUUAACGGCAGAUUCCCCAGAAAUCGUUGAUAAGUACGGGGUGGUUUUAGGUUCCUUUAUUGUGGUGGUAUGCGGCAUGAAGUUCCUACGAAAUGCGUAUUCUAAUCCAAAUUGCCAGUACUUAAUUGUCAUAUUCACCACUUUGUCGUACAAGUACGACUUUCGCACUCUGAACCUGACUUUCCUCACUGCGUAUUUCUUCGUUAGCAUUGCUUUCUAUAAACUUGAUGAGUUGCUGCUGAAGAUUAAGUUUGUAAUCACCUACAUCGCUCCAUGGCAAAUCACCUGGGGAUCGGCUUUCCAUGCUUUCGCUCAACCGUUCUCCGUUCCUCAUUCCAUGAUGCUUUUUUCGCAGGCGGUUAUUUCCGCGCUCUUUUCUACCCCAUUGAAUCCGUUCUUAGGUAGCGCCAUUUUCCUCACCUCCUAUGUGAGGCCGGUGAAAUUUUGGGAACGCGACUACAAUACUCGCAGGGUGGAUCAUAGUAACACUCCACUGUCUUCCCACCUGGAUCGGAAUUUAGGGGCCGAUGACAAUAACUUGAAUUCCAUUUUCUAUGAGCAUUUGACCAGGUCUUUGCAGCAUUCGCUUUGUGGCGAUUUAGCGAUGGGCAGAUGGGGAAUAGUCAACCAGGGAGAUGUUUUCGUCAUGGCAUCCGACUACUUAAAUUGCUUGGUUCAUAUCAUUGAAAUGGGCAAUGGCUUGGUUACGUUUCAAAUGAGAGGUUUAGAGUUUCGCGGCACCUACUGCCAACAACGGGAAGUUGAAGCUAUUACUGAAGGAGUGGAGGAAAACGAUGGGUUUUUGUGUUUUGACACCGGACACCUUCCAAACAUGUUGAGCGUUAAUGCGGCUUUCAACCAGCGCUGGCUGGCUUGGGAAGUAACUGCAUCCAAAUACAUCCUCGAAGGAUACAGCAUAUCAGACAAUAGCGUCUUAUCUAUGCUGCAAGUGUUCGAAUUUCGGAAGAUUUUAGUAUCUUAUUAUGUUAAGAGCAUCAUCUUUUAUACUACACGGUCUCCGAAGUUAGACGAAUGGCUCAACUCCGACGUGAUCAAUAAAGCGCUGCGGACAAUAUGGAAAUUGGAUUUCGUGGAUUUGGACCCAAUUUUCAAUUAUAACAUCGACGAGGACUACGAUCCGUACGCUAAUGGGAUGACUAAAGGAGCGUUUUUGCACACUCAUGGUGAUUGGCUUUACUACUGUCUGAAUAGACGCGGUGACGUAUUAAAGAAGCAGAGAGUCAUCUUGUUAUGCUUUGCACUCAGUUUGUUGGGGCGUCGCACAUUAGGAGCGGCAUCACAAAAUACGGUUUCCAGUGUGGAGUUUUUUCUUUACGGACUACAUGCGUUGUUUAAAGGUGACUUUCGUAUUACGUGCGCGAGAGAUGAAUGGGUAUUCACGGACAUAGAUUUGCUGAAGACGGUAGUGGCGCCGGCUGUUCGCAUGUCGUUAAAAUUGCAUCAAGAUCAUUUCAUGACUCCCGACGAAUAUGAAGUUCUGCCCGCUUUGUAUGAUGCGAUUUGCAAACACGAACAGGAAUGGGUCAUCAGCCAUGAAGGGGAUCCGGCUUGGAGAAAUGCUGUCCUAAGCGGAACUCCCAGUCUGUUAGCACUAAGACAUGUUUUCGAUGAGGGAAGCGACGAAUACAAAAUCAUCAUGCUGAACAAAAGGCAUUUGAGCUUUCGAGUGAUCAAAAUCAACAAGGAGUGCGUCCGCGGCUUAUGGGCCGGCCAGCAGCAGGAAUUGGUUUAUUUACGAAACAGAAAUCCCGAAAGAGGAAGCAUCCAAAACGCCAAACAAGCCCUAAGGAACAUCAUCAAUUCAUCCUGCGAUCAGCCAAUCGGUUACCCAAUCUAUGUGUCACCUUUAACGACCAGCUACGCUGACACGAAUGAACAGUAUUCGUCACUAGUGGGCGGUUCAGUCAGUUUGAAGAUAAUUAAAAACUAUAUUUUUGAUUUAUUCAGACGGAUACGUAAAAGGUGCGGUGAGGGCUGUUCGAGCGGCGCAUCCACACGAGAAGAAGUUAGUAUGGGCCACGAAGGUGUUUAUGCGAUGACUCCGAUGGCGUUUCCAGGCGUCCCGAGACGAUCCACUGACAGUUUCAGGUCGGCAGGAAGUAUGGGAAGAGGCUCAAGCCUGAGCAGAACAUCAUUAGGCGGAAAUCGAGGUAGUUUAGUUUCGGUUGGGAAGCCAACCAGUUCAACGCUUGUGAGCCUGACGGGGCUAUUCAAGGAGAAAGAAGAGCGUGGAGGAUCAAGUGAAGGGCAAACAGGGCAAAGUCGCACAGGAAACGAAGAAAAACUGGGAGACUGUCGGGAAACCUCAUCAGAGAUAGCUGAUACUGAGUUUGUAGGAUCGCGAGUCAAGAUUAUGGAUCCGAACCUAGUAUACGACUGCAUAAACUUAGGUAGGCGAAUCGAUGUGUCUUGGCCGACUGAAUAUAUGCGAUGCCGAGGCGGACGAUCCUACUGGAAAGACUGGCUGCCAGAAGCAGGAAUGACCGGCCCAGUUGUCCAUAAAUGGAUUCCUUGCCAUAGGGACUCGAACAAGCGAUCUCAUGUAGAUAGAACGAUUCUGCUGGUGCAAAUCGACGAUAAAUUCGUUCCUAUAGCGGAAAGCGGCGUUCAAGACUUGGGUCCAGAAGUAUAGCAUCAGGAGAAUUUAGGUUUUUUUUUAUUGGCCGCUUACGAUGAGACUGGAAGGAAAACGUGUCAGGUGCUGGACAUUAUCGAACCUAGUCCAUUUUUAUCAGACGAUAUGGUCUGAGCUACUGCUCAAAAAGACGAUCAGUCGAGUCCAACAUUACAUUCCUCCAAGAACCACUUGGCAUGCGGAGAGCGUCAAUAGUUUCUGUACAACACGACGAAUAUGUGAUAGUAAAUAUUUAUUUACGAACCAUAGUCAGAUAAUUGGAGUUCCCUUGAUUUUUUAAAAUUCCAAACUGUAUAUAUCGGAGCGAUAUGUUUAAAUGUAUAGUUAGUUUGUACAGUUAUAAAAGACAUGACGCGUCCAAAGAGUUUAAAAAGUUGUUGAAUUUUACAUUUAGUCACGUUUUCUUAGCUAGCUGUACAUGCAUUAGGGCUUCUUACAGGAAUUUUAUAUUAUUGAGGAGCUAAACCAGUGGUUUACAUUUUUCAUUCAAUUGGUACAAUCAAAAUUAGCUUCUCAGUUGUGGGUUUUGUAUUUUAUUCAGGUGUGUUUUUGUCUUCAACUUUAAACCCAUUGUGGCCUAACGUUCACUGUAAAAUUUAACGCAUCUAUUUGUUGAAGGUUGUUGACUAAAACACAUCUUGCCUAGCUUAAUUGGAGUCUAAAAGGGGAAGAACUGGUUUAUACUAUGCGAAGUUUCAGACAAGCCACUAAAACUAACAAAACAUUUGUAGUAGAAGUAGCAAAUUCGUUUAAUCAAAACGUGGUCUCGAGAGUUUUAUCACUUAAAUGUUACGAAGUUGCCUUAACAGAAAUAGACUGAUUUUUUGUAUGAUUUUGUAUAGCUUUUGUUAUUAGAUCGUACGUAACGUUUUGUAAACUCCGUCAAGCUCAAUGUAAAUGAGUUCCAAGCUUGAUGUGGUCUGCAAUCAAUCGUGAAAUAAUUUCAAUAUAUUACUACCUUUACAUUCAGUGAUAUCGAAUUUAUGAAUAUACAUUUAAAUUAUGCACCUGUUGUAUAGUUCACUAAUAAUUAUUCGUAGAUUAGUUAUAUUUAUCUUAUUUCAACUGGUGGUCCGUCGGGAUACCUCAAAGAGAUUGUUUGUUCAAGGAUUCCUCUAAACUGUUUUAAUGUUUGUUUUCAAAUUAUUUGUUGUGUUUGUGACUGCACAGAACUUAUUUAGGAUUAUUCUUCUGUGAUUUUAGUUAAUUUUUCUGGGCGGAGUUUUUACUAGUGAAAUAGAGUUAUUCAAGCAUU